Molecule: messenger RNA, 969 nt
Organism: Brenthis ino (lesser marbled fritillary)
Lineage: Eukaryota; Metazoa; Arthropoda; Insecta; Lepidoptera; Nymphalidae
Source: the annotation of a GenBank genome assembly
AUGACAAAGCGUAUGACAUGUAAUUUUACACUAUCAGAAAAGUCAAAUUUACCAAAAAGUCUCAGUGAAAUAUUACAGCAACUGAUCCAUAAUGACUUUAAAAGUGAUAAUAUUAACGUAACUUCUGUGCAAUCAAAAUCAGAAAAUGGGUCUAACAUUUUUUAUAUAAAAGCCAAGCCAAAUGUUGAUGGAAAAGUUAAGCCUAAUAAUUUAUCUAAUAUAAGCUUUGCACAAGAAAAUGAAUAUGAAGAAAACUUUAAAGAUGUUUAUAAGUUUAACGACAUGCGUAUAUUAAAAGCUAAGACGCAUAAGGAAGAAGUGCAAUCUGAUAAUGAUAAUUCAACUGUAAAAAUAGAUUAUGUUCCCAAGUCCAUGGAAUAUAUAAUUCAAUCUGAUAAUACAGUGACAAAGGAAGGAACAGGAAAAAAUAAUGACAAUGACAAUCUGCUUUUAGAAAAUGAAAACAUAAAUUAUCCUGACAUAAUAAUAAAUAAGGCUUAUUUUGGAAAUGCCGACAAAACAGCUGAAGAAUAUGAAGAUACCAAUAAUGUUCUAGAGUUAAGAAAUAAUCCCGAUAAAAGCGAUUAUAAUAAGUUUAAUGUCUUAAAGUUAAAUGAAACUUUUGAGAAAUUAUUUAAAGAAGUAAAUGAAAUCAAAACCUUAUACGAAAAUGAUAAAAUUCCAACAAAAGCAACUGUAAAAAUUGCACCUCUCGCCACAAGAAGAUUCGAUACCUCAAAUCAUAAACCAAUAGCUCUCUUACCAUAUUAUAAUUUUAUUAUGCGAAACGUAAAUGUUAUGCCGCCUAUGAAUCAAAAUUUCUUUCGAAAUCCAUACCGCAAGAAAUACAUUAUAAAUUCACUUACACCUACUAAAAGGGUCAAAUUAUUAAGAAAUUACCUUAUAAGACCUCCGCUACUUUGCUGCGAACACCAUGCCACUAAAAACAAGGAACAAUCUAUAUUAUUC